Messenger RNA from Suillus plorans, 2324 nucleotides. RefSeq lists its product as uncharacterized. The transcript is spliced from 8 exons. The record is from RefSeq and is a predicted model, not a curated record. NCBI's taxonomy places the organism in Eukaryota, Fungi, Basidiomycota, Agaricomycetes, Boletales, Suillaceae. The coding region runs from base 168 to 2192 and encodes 674 amino acids.
UUUCGGGUCCGGUUGGGACCAUGCCAUUGGUCAACUUUUGGUCGAUGUGGUGUGGCCUGGCCAUGGCGCUUAAGUGAGAAGUCACAUUGGAGAACGUUUACGACCAUUGACAACUGUUUUCGUCCUACACUGCCCAAUGUUCAUUGUCAGUACUAAAAUUUACCGAUAUGCCCUUAACUGCACAAGAGAGAACCGCUUUGAAAUAUCUGCCCAAGCGUAUCCAGCGCUCAACAGACGGAGCCCUGGAAGGCGUGGUGCAUGAUGUCCGCAAACUCUACCAUUGGGUCGAUAAUUCCACCGAUGUCGAUGCGAACAUGACUUUACUCCCCAUCUUUUACGCUCAUCUGGACCCAGCUGUGAUACCCGAUCAACCUCUGCCGACUGAUGAUGUACAGAAAGUCGUCAUACUGGCCAAAUUAUCAUUGAUGAGUAUCGUACAAACGUGUGCUAGCGUGCGUGGAGUUCUCAGCGAAAGUCUCGCGGACAAGAUGAUUACAGAUGCACUGGUGCGACGUUGGGACACUCUUUUUCCAUGGCUACAGUUCAUGUAUCGGCAUUUUCUACCUUUCCCGCCUCGGAGGGUUCCAGAAGGUUUCGACAUCUGCGAUGUGGAGGUAGUCUCCAUCACAACUCGUGCCCUCUCGCAAAUGGCAAUCUCCGUCGCAGGACAGCACCUGAUCCAGUCAAACAUGUCUAUUCAACAGUUCAUUGCAAAGCUAUGGCUUUAUAUCGGGAAAUUGAGGGAUGAGGAUUUGCUCCGGCAUGACGCAUCUUUUCGGCAUGACGGGAGGGAGGGCGUCAAUGAUGAGAUGACGGGACACGUGAGGAGGAUUAUGGUCGGAAUCCUUACAGCAUGCAUGCCUGUGGCGCUUCCGGCACCAUUUGCUGUGCCUACUCUGCAUAACCUGCUCGACGCAAUGGGUGGAUACGAACCAUUCGUAGCGUCGGCACUACGAUAUAUUCGGUGGUUCGGGAGGAAGAUCGGUGACAUGAACAAUCGCACGACUCCAAAUUAUGGCAUCAUGGACGCUACGUGCCAAGAAGAGCUCAUCUUGCACCGCGCACCUUCGGAUGUUGUGACAGCUUUACUUCAAACAUGGCCGGUUCUCACUGGUGUGAGGGUCAAGUCUUCGACGGAAACCUCGACUGAAAAAAGAUGCACUAUGAUCCUGGAGGAUACUUUCGAUUAUAUAGAUGUGAUCCUGCGUCAAUCAGAGGCGUGCAUUCCGGCUCUAUGUCAGGUCCUCGAUGCUGGAUUUAUCCAGCUGGUGCUGCAAGCUGGGUUCCGCUGCCCGCAGAUGGCCUCUGGUGUCCUCAAGCUCAUUCCGCGAUUUCUGAUGUACCAUAAAGUAUUACACCACUUCCAAAAAGUAAUGGAACAAACUGCCAAUAACAUGGCUCGUUUUGGACCUCAAGCGAAGAAAGACGAUGAAGUGCAACAGACAUGGAUUUUAGUCCAGCAAGCGGCCCGCCAGAUACUCAAUGUCUGCAGGAAAACCAGUCCAUUGCCUUUUUACGAACAAAAGUGUGCGAAUUUACAGUGUCCGUAUGACAACAAUAGACCACCGCACUAUCGGUGCUGUGGGUGUUUCGUCGCGCGAUAUUGUUCCCGGGGUUGCCAGAGAACAGAUUGGAAAAGCAGACAUCGUACUGCAUGCCCUGUCCUCCAUUCGGCUGGUGGUUUUGACGGGUCCAAAUGCAUUCGUGGUAGCCUUCCUCUCAUCAUGCUUGUGGAAACGUUCAACUAUUCGCUAUACGCUGACCGAAUACAAGAAGCCAUGGAACAAGCACGAAAGGACUACCCAGAGGAUAUUGAACGUUUAGUUUUGGAAACAGAUCUUUCAGCUUACCCGGUCACUUUCUCUGCACGACCAGUUGAACAAUAUGCUGAUAUAUUCGACCCCCGAUUUGAUCCCGCCAUGCUCAAGGAGCUAAGGGGAUUACCUGGAAAGCAUCUCCUGAUGGCCCUCAAACUCAGAGCAGGCCGAGAGGAAUGCAUAGUACUCAGUCCGAGGGUGGGUCUUACACUAGCUUUCCAGUGGCCGGCUGCCAGGGAAGAAGAAGCAGUAUUGUCUGCUGUUCAAGAAGCGCUGGUUUCACGCCUCGCAGUAGGCCCAGGUAACGUAAUCAAAAGGGGAGAUGGCUUCAAAGUGGUAGAAUACAGGCAGCCACCGAUCACCCAGCCCAUUUAAUGGAUAAUUUGUAUUUGCUCGUUGACUUUUGCUCGGCAGUGGUGACCCGAUGGCAUUGUUCAAACGACGUUCGGAGGCUAGUGCCCGCUUCCCGUAUGUAAAACAGUCGCAAUAGUGUAUACAACGCGGUAU